GUGCCAUUUUAAAAGAAAAAUGUAGUUUAAGUAAGAAUACUUUGCAAAGCAGGAUCUUGAAACAGAGCUAAGUAUCAUGCAACUGAUGUCACUGGAAGAAUGUUGCACUUCACUGUGUGCAAGAAAGUAAUCCUGGUGGAGAAGUCCAGCCGAGUAUCAAAGUUUGGUAUUCUUAUGACGAGUAACUGAAGAGAGAAUAAUUUUGAAUACAUCAAUCUGAAAGGAAAAGAGUAAAAUUGGUUUAUGAAGUCACCAGAGGGAAAUUAUGAAAAAAUGCUUCAGACUGAAAAUGAGAAUACGGUGGUGAUAAGUUUAAUAACAAAUUGUCAAUCCAUAAAUAUGAUGCAGCAUUAAGAACCUAUUGGAUCUACGCAGUUCACACAAUUUUCUCUCAACUUGUUGGUCUGGGAAUCUGCCGUGAUUUGCACGUUAAAAUUUGUGCCUCUAAACUGUUAAACAAUUGUGACACUUGAAACUGGAUAGACAUAAGAAUGGAAAUGGACGUGGAUAUCAAAGCUCUCAAAAAUCUAGAACGUGAGAAGGUGCUGGAAGUCCUUCAACGGGAUGAAAUACUACGUAAAGCUGAUGAGGACCGGAUAAGAAAGUUAAAAUCUGAAUAUCAAGAAAUUCGACGAAAGGGAGCAAAAAUCUCUCAGUGGGACCGUAGCAGCCGAUCCUGUGCUCGAUGUCAGACAACCCUAGGACUGGUAUUUAAAGUUGGCGUGGUGUGUAGCUUUUGCAGUCACAAAGUGUGCCAUGAAUGCUGUGUGUACAAAAAUAAUAAAGUGUGGAGAUGCACAGUAUGUCAUGCUCACAGGCAAAUGAAGGUGAAAUCUGGAGAAUGGUUCAUUGAUGAAAGAGCAAAGAAGUUUCACCAAGAGGAAGGUAAACACGAAACAAUAAGUGAGAAGCUGUUACAGACGUUUCGAACACUGAGUAAAAUUGCCAUUGUACCUCCUACUCCUCCACCUGUGGAUACUUUAAAGGAAGAUAAGCAUUCAAAAGGAUUCACCAGAUCAAUGGAGAAUUUGUUUUGGUCGCUCACUGGUCACAUCAAACAAAUCUCAAAGUCCCAAGAAGAUGUGAUGAAGGGCAAAUUACUUACAGCAAGUUAUGGGAUAGAAGACUGUGAGCUAAAGAAAGAGAGGAGAAGUCAGUCGGAUACAGCUUUAGCCAGCUCUUGUAAGCAGCUAACAACCUCAGCCAGUCUCCUCAAAGUCAACAAGCAAGAUGAAAAAGAUGGAGGACAUUUAUGUGAAAUGGAUUUGCAGCAGACAGAGGAAGUCAAUUAUACAUCAAGUCAACUCUAUGCAAAAAGAGGAAGCCUGGUUCAUACUCGACAUGAAAUACCACAGUGGGGUAGCAUUUACAGCAUCACCAGCACAUGCACGGAACCAGAGACUUUGGGCAAUGCGAAUGUUACUGGUGAAAUUGAGCUGUCUAUACGGUACAAUUUUCAAGCUGUAGCAUUGGAAAUCCACAUCAAAGCAUGCAAAAAACUAGCUUAUGGAGAUGAGAAAAAAAAAAGAUGUAACCCAUACGUGAAGACCUAUUUGCUUCCUGACAAGUCUCCUCAGAGUAAAUUGAAGAGCACAGUGAAGAAGAACUCGGUGAAUCCAGUUUUUAAUGAAACAUUAAGGUACAAUAUUGAAAGAUCACAGUUGGACACGAGGACUCUUCAUGUCUCCGUUUGGCACUGUACAAUGCUCAAACGGAAAGUGUUUUUGGGGGAGUUGCUGAUUCCUUUUGUGGAUUGGAAGUUUGAAGAGAAUUUCACUCAGUCAUAUAACUGGUACCACCUACGAGACAAGAUACUGCCAGACCAGAAGAAUUAGGCCAGCCCAGUAGCUUUAGGUAAAGAUAACAGUUUACAUGAAUAUUUGCACCCUGAAAGACAUUUCUGGAAUUAAAUUUUCAGGCUGCGAAAGGAAUGAUUGGAAGGAAACCCUCAGAAGCUUAAAAACGUUUGGAUUGAUUCUAGUAGAUUUACUACUACUUAAAGAACAUGUAAUGUGUACUUUAUAGAUCAUUUUCAAUUGUGUUAAAAA
Stegostoma tigrinum is the source of this 2048-nucleotide messenger RNA. RefSeq names its product synaptotagmin-like 3 (gene sytl3). Gene Ontology annotation, molecular function: neurexin family protein binding; small GTPase binding. Gene Ontology annotation, cellular component: exocytic vesicle; plasma membrane. The coding region runs from base 492 to 1835 and encodes 447 amino acids. Gene Ontology annotation, biological process: exocytosis; intracellular protein transport. The transcript has 13 exons. The record is from RefSeq and is a predicted model, not a curated record. NCBI's taxonomy places the organism in Eukaryota, Metazoa, Chordata, Chondrichthyes, Orectolobiformes, Stegostomatidae.